This is a messenger RNA of Acanthaster planci (crown-of-thorns starfish), 2997 nucleotides long. It is a transcript of the gene cnih1, whose product is annotated as cornichon family AMPA receptor auxiliary protein 1. NCBI's taxonomy places the organism in Eukaryota, Metazoa, Echinodermata, Asteroidea, Valvatida, Acanthasteridae. The record is from RefSeq and is a predicted model, not a curated record. Gene Ontology annotation, biological process: vesicle-mediated transport.
UACAUAUGUACAUGUACAUGCUGUGCUUUAUGCGCGCUGGUGGUUCUGCGUGACUGAAUCUCAGUCAAGAAUUCACGAUUUAACACUGGUUUUAAACCAUGGCGUUUACAUUUGUUGCAUUCUGCUAUUUACUGGCAAUGCUUUUAGCAGCUGUGCUGAUAUUUUUUGCGAUAUUUCACAUAAUUGCAUUUGAUGAACUGAAGACUGACUAUAAGAAUCCAAUUGAUCAGUGCAAUAGUCUAAAUCCGCUGGUGCUACCUGAGUACAUCGUACAUAUCUUCUACAAUGUGCUGUUCCUUGCGGCAUUUCAGUUUGGGACACUGCUGUUCAACGUUCCCCUCAUUGCUUACCACAUCUACAGAUAUGCCAACCGGCCAGUGAUGAGUGGUCCAGGGCUGUAUGAUCCCACAACUAUAAUGAACGCAGACGUCUUGUCACGAUGUAUGAGAGAAGGCUGGAUCAAACUAGCUUUCUAUCUCAUCUCUUUCUUUUACUAUCUUUAUAGUAUGAUCUAUGUCUUGGUUUCAUCAUAGAAGCACAGCAUCUGAAAGGGCCUGAAAGCAAGCUGAGUGGAAGGAAUUUUUCUAUUUUAGGAAAAACAAAUGUCUACAUAGGAGGUUGUAUCUUUUUUUUAUAAGUGUGUUUGACAUGAAAAUGCAAAGCGAUCCUCAGUUGUAUUCAUUUUUUGUUUGUUAUGUUUCAAGGGAACACCACAAUGGUAACACAGUCCACCAUGGACUAAAAGAUGUUUUAAAUUUCACAAAGGGAAUUUUUUGGCAAAACAAGUAGAGCUGAUAAGUACAUAGCCAGAUGUCUCAAAUAAAAGAAUAUCACGAAUGAACAGUUAACUAUUACAAAUGCAAUUUUACAAUCUUCAGUUGAACUGCAUGGGUUUUACACCAUUUGCUUUCACCGUAGUGUUAGCAAUUAGUAUGAUUAGAUACUAGGUGGAAAUAUUAUUUUAGUGUUAAUUUAAUAACAAGGGCAACACCACACCAAGUCAUGUUGUGUUAAAUACACUCCUUGCCUUACAUUAAAUGGAAAGAUUCGGUGAGGGGUCAUCCAUUUUUGUCAUGACUUUCAUGAGUGUACAAAACGUACGCUGAAGGGGAGGGGGUUAAUUGGUUGUGUACGCUUUAGAAACAUGUUGAAAAUGACGAUUAUGAAAGACCGGCCAUAGUUUAUGCUUCCCGCCACUGUAUGCACGCGCAGUCUGGUUGUGGUUUCAACUCCUGUUGCAGUGCACACAUGGUUCCAGAUCAAGUGCAAUGGAUGAUACGAGCGUACAUAAUCCUCGUGUGAAGAAACUGUCCCACACUUGUGCACGCGUGCAAUUCCUGUUGGACAACAAUAUACGUGUAUGUAGGCCUAUCAUGUGUUUCUUGCCAGUAGCAAGUUGAAUUCUGAGCAUACCAGGUGACCUAAAUGCUCUGAUGUCAUGGACGUUGUUUUCCUCCUGCCACUAUUCUCUGGUCGUCUACUGCAGAUUACCAGCCGUACAUGUUGAGUGAGAAUGGGUAAUCGGGCACCAUAGAGAAACCGUCAUUUUUUUGGUUCAUUCAUUUUGUCCUCUUUUAGAGGAGGGGUAGGCCAGAAAAAAGUACUCUUUUUACUCUUGUGAAAAUGACGACAAAAAUGGAUGCCCUCUUAUUCGAUUUCAUAUGAAAUAGUUAAUACCUCACUGCUUAUCAUACUGAAUGAAGAGUGUUUAACCUGUUACAGUUAGAACAAAAACACUGGCAUGUGAGAUGGCAGCCAAGCAGACCCUCUGUAUGUGAGGUUUUCUUCCCUGGAUGACAUCACACUUAUGCACAUGGAUAUGGAAAUUGGUAUUGGAAUAAAAACCAAAAGGAUGCCAAAAUAUCUUGUAAACAGCUAAACAAACUUGAAAAUAACUUAAUUUGAAACAUGGAGGUGCAUUUUCAAGGAUUGCAGUAAAAAAAAAGUCAUUGGACAUGACAUGCUGCAGAUUAAGAAAUCCUAAGCAGUGGCCAAAGAGUGUUAGAACAUACUUAAUUAUUGAAAUUGCACCGGUUAGUGUUUGUAAAAUAUUUCAUCAGGGCUGAAAUGGGAUGGAGAUCUGUCACUUUAUGACCCUAUUCAAACUCGUCAAAUGUUGGACAUCAUUUCCACUUGGCACAGUGUUGUGGUCAGUGGUGGUUGUCAGUAAAAACAGUGAAGCUGACUGUUUUAAAUAGGCUCAAUGUUUUUCCACAGGCCUCCAGACUAGUCCCAAAGUUAGCCAUGGUUGCACAGAUUUGACAUCAAGUAUAUUUGAUUUCAUUUCAUAGGAGUUCGGACUUGUAACAUGAUGCCCUACACAAAAUAGUGACUACUGCUGAAAUUGCUCAUACCGCAUGUAGGCGUGUUUGGAAUUACGUGUUUGUGUGUGGUAGUUGAUCCAGUGUCUUAGGAAAGCUUGCUGGAAAUUUGUUCUUACUGCACUAGACUGCAUGUAAACUAAGGCAUUACUUCUGUAAAAUGGACUAGUGCAAAGUUAAUGGAUUUAAAGUAUUAAUACAUGUACCCAAUUUUUAAUAUCUGUUCACUGUUACGCAGCUAAAUCCUUCAAUUGAGAGCAAAGAGAUUUUGGAGAGAUUUUGCAGGGUUGUGGAAUGUAGAGCCCAACCAUUGAUACUUGGGUUUCUGCACAGUAAAGGAUUUGAGAAGGGUUGUGGCCUCUGUAACCGGACUCAGUUCUUCAUGAAGAACAUCUCGUACCUUUACAUAACGUGUUCAAACAGAAUGUGAUGCUAGUAGAAUGUUUUGCACUCCAUUUUUUGAAAGAUGCAUUGAAUAAACUUUAGUCAGCCAUCUGAUGGAUAGUUACUCAACGAAUGUGAAUAUGAAGGUUUGUACAUUUUCUUGACAAAUUCAUAUCACAAAGAACUGAUUUUUGUAAGCUCGUACUGUUUAUAGAUUUGUAUUGGUAUAAAUUUGUUUCCAUGUAAAUGGUAGACAAUAAAUUUGAAAUAGACCCUUGAAAAUUUGCUGUUA